GCUGAGGAAGAAAUAUUACCAGACGUAUUCUGGGAACCUACAGCAGAGGUGCGCAGCACGAGGUUAAAACGGCAUGUUGUGGAUUUGGAUAAUCAAGAAGAAUUUGAAUCCCAGAAGUAAGUGGAAUUUGAAAAAAAAUCAUACAAGCAUUAAGGGAAAGAAAAAAAUCCUACAACUACACUGUAAAAGAGUUCGAUAAAACUCCGAACUUGCAGAAAUAUUUCCCCUCACAGGAUAUCUAAUGGUGUGCCCCUAAUGCAAGACCCUCGCCUGCUUAUUAUGUAUAGGAUAAUACUAAUCAUUGCCCCCAAUGUAACAAUUAUUAAAAUUGCAGGACAAAAAGCGAUAUCAGUGACAAAAAACGAUGUCAGUGACAAAAAAAAAGAUAUCAGUGACAUACCGUUUUUAUAUCGCCCUGAUAAAGGCACAAGUAUGUGAUAGACAGUGAUAUAGACAUUGUAUGGUUAUUUAUUCUAGUUUAUGGCGAUAUGUCAGUGACGCUAUCCGUGCAAGUGAUCAGGUACACUACUCUCAAUUCUUAUACAUUCUUUUCUGUUAAAACGUUCACUACGCUUUAAAGCUGUGGAUAUCAGAAUUUUUCCGAUAUUUCAUAUGCCAUCGCCAUGCUAAUGAAAUUGCAGGAAAUCAUAAUAUACAGUUAGUUCUACAGAAAUAACAUAUUAUUAUUACGCAUUACUUAUACAAUAUUCGUUUUGAUUGUUUACUCUUGAUAUCCUGCAAUUUUGACGUCACACCUGCAGAUAAUAGAUUUCUAUGUGCAGAUAUGACGUCGAUUCUUCGGAGCAUAAAUCGCAAUGAAGUACAAAAUAGAGCUAGGGCAAGAUUUGCUUCGGGAAAUGGACGACGCUAUGUGCAAAAACUAUUAGAUGACGAGAAGCUGAAGGCACUAAACGAGCUACAAAGAUAGCAUUAAGAGUUUUCGACAAGUAUUUUGAAUGGAAGUAGACAGGGGCGGUAGCCAAGGGGGGGCAAGGGGGGGCGGUCGCCUCCCCAAUCGCAAAAAAAACUAUUCUCUGAAAAAGGCUAAAUCCAUAGAGAAAUGGGGGGGGGGUACACGUUACAUCCUCGAAGCUGAAACGGAUUAAGUACGUCUCGACUGAGGAAAACGACGAAAUACUGGAAGAACUUGAGUUCUAAAAUCUCGUUAAAACAGUUGUAGAUAUGGUUCCAAGAGGAAUAGAUUUAGUUUAGAUUUACAUGUAUAUGCAUUAUGAUAACAUGAAUAUUCUUCUCAGACUUAUUCUGUAUCAUAUAUAAAAGCGAGUAGAAACUUAGAAAUGUCUGGGAAAAUUUAUGUCUUCGACGUACUUUAUAAUCUUGGGAUUCUGCAAGAUUUCACCCCCAAAAUGCUUGAAAUCACAUUUCAGGGACUCUAAAUUUCAAAAUUUUCACGGGGGUGCAUGCCCCCGGACCUCCAUAGAUGGUCUCGCGCCUUCGGCGUUCGCUUCGCCCCCCCCCCCAAAAAAAAAAUGAAGCUCUGGCUACGCCACUGGAAUUAGAUCAGUAAAAGAGAAGAGGUCCUUGCCUAAACUUUAAAACUGAAAACUAAAACAAUCUUGUUGUUUUCUUGCCGAUAUCGAGAGCUAUAACACAAAUCGAGGCCUUGAUAAUUCUCGAUAUUAAGCCGGUUUUGCACUAGGCGGAAUUUUGCGCGCGGAGCGGAAUCUUUCUUUGUCUUUUCUAAUUAGUUCCACCCGAGAAAUCACAAGACAAAGAAAAAUUCCGCUCCGCGCGAAAAAUUCCGCCUAGUGGAAAACCGGCUUUACGCUCAUCCACCCAACAAUGUUUAAUUAUUGUUAUCAUUAUUUGUUUCUUGUUUUUAACUUUUUAAAGGUGAGAGCAACUGAAGAAAAAUUUAAGCUUGAAGAAGAGCAACGUCGUGGUCACCGGGAGAGGAAAGAGCAGUGUGUGGACUGGGUUACAAAAUUGUUUGAAAGAGAUCCAUGUCAUCCUGAAGCUAUCAAUAAAUAUAUUUACAAAUAUAAAAAGUAAGUGAUGUUCACGUGGUGAUUGAUAUAGGUUAUGAAUAGAUCACGUGUUCACUUCAUGUUAGAUCUUUAUAAGAGGCGGACACUAGGGGGCAGGGGGCGGGUAGGCUCAAAGUUAAGGUGUAUUUUACAUGAAAUUUUGCUGCAAAAGGUGGUCGUAUGUAUGAAAAACAAACACUCGUGAGUCUUUCAGACUUCAAAUCGUCUUCGCCCUUCGGAAUCGUGCAAUUUUGAUUGUUUUUGAAAAACUCACUCGUGAAUGUUCUUUCCAAAUCGCAAUGAAAACUAUCCUAUUACCUAUAUACAAAUAGAUUUGUGAAUUUUGGUUUGUAACUACAGUAGUAGAUGCAAGAAAUAAAUCCCUGAUAUCUUUCAUUUGUUUUAGUGUACGUCCCUGGGACGGUAUAACAGAUUUAUUUGAAUACGAACACGAAUUCAAGGUAAAAACUCGCACUCGGAUCCAUGCUCCGAUGGUCAAACAACAAAGUUUGGUUGCAAUGGAGGUUCACCCACCUUCGGGGGACGAGGAUCUUUCACCACGAUAUCCGAAACAGACCGGAACACGUCGGAAGUACGGUAGUCAAUCGCCGGAUCGGAUGAGUAGUAUGGACGAGGAUGACGUCACAUCGUUUGUACAAUAUUUGAAACCAUUGCGUGAGUCUCAAGCCGAACUCAAAGAACAGAUUAGAUCAGUACGAAGUGAUAUGAGACGUUACCAGACUGCAAAUCGCGAGCAGCUCAGCAGCUUUUAUACAAAGGACUGGGUACUGUUUUGUUUCCUUGCGAUCGUGUUGCUAUUUCAGUGGUAUGCACAGAGUACACAAACGUCCGCGGUGCCAGAAAUAUAAGCCAAUAUACUGCCAAGAACUCGGAGUUUAUACAAAGUACUGGAUACUGUUUUGCUUUCUUGCAACUGGCUACACGGCACACGAAAAAGACGUCGCAUCUUUGAUUCGUUAAAUCUUUAUUGAGAGUUGUAAACAGUCACAGGGAGUGUCAUAUAGAUCAUGUGCAAAAUGCUCAAAAUCACUCAAACUGUAAUGAAUAGAAUGGAAAUUAUUCAACAGAUCCCCCGUCUAUUUUCCUUACAAAAUGGUUUAGUUUCGGUCCUCCGGUUUUAUGCUUUAAAAAGUUCGGUAUGUCGGAUUUUUGUCCUAUUUUUUGUUCAGAACUUUAAUGCACAGUCCUUUUUAUUGAGUAGAUUAUUUUAAGAUUUGGUGCAAAAAGAGCGUGUCACUUAUUGCCAGCCUUGUGUGACAAAUCACACCUGACUUUUGAUGGAUACUGAGCCAAAAAUGUUUUGAAAACUAGGGUCGGCUGUCUUGAGAUAGGGUCCCUCAGGAAUCCGGAACCAAACAAAUUUUUAGGCCUUAAUUUCGACCUGUCCAUGAGUGGCUAGUGGGGAAAUAUUGGAAAUUUCAAAAGUUAGAACUUGAUCGUGAGCAAAUGCUAAGAACAAAGGGUCCAUUCACAGUGGCAGGAAGGUUUUUUCACGCACUUUUGCAAUAAUUUUUGUCAUCGGAUUGAACGAACUAAUAGACGAAUUAGCUUUCUUUUUCCGUACCAGCUGAUGGAAUUUUGGUCACAGUUUACACAAAAUGUUAUUCUUGACAUCAUACACAUUCCUGCUGUACUUCAUUUCGGAAAAAUUAUAAACAUCUGCCCAAAUUUUAUGAUAUAAAUUAUUGUAUAUCAGGGUUCGUACAAAACUUGAAAGUGCUUGAAUUUGACAACAAAAAUUGAAAACCUUGAAAGUCCUUGAAUGUAUCAACAAGUCGGCUUGAAAGAGCUCGACUUUAUGCUUUAGUGUUGGAUAUUUGACGUUAAAAAGCGAAUAUUUUGGUGAAUUAAUUUUGUUCAUGUCUUACAAAGUUGUUUGGAGUUCACUAAAUUUUCAACUCUUGAAUUUCAUGAACAUGACCAUGAAAGUCCUUGAAUUUUACUCUUCCUAACCUGUACGAACCCUGAGUAUAUGUAUAUAGAUAGUAAUGAUGUAUUGAACAGAGAAGAAUAUUAUACGUGUCUCUUGUAAGUGUCGUUAAUUUUGUUUGCUUCCCUUUUGUUGUUCGCCAUUGGUAUUCUUUGUUUGAAAUGACGUAAUUUUGGGAUUUCAGUUGACGGGCAGGUACGACUAAAAAGAUGAAUUACCGUUCAGUUUUCCUUGCUACAACAAUUCUGAUAGGAGAAAAAUCGUCCACAAGUUGUUUGAUUGCCCGUCAUUUGGAUGAAGUCAUGUGAUUGCAAACAAAGAUUUAUAAUUUCAUCCUUAUCAUGGCAUGUUUUACGGAGCCUGAAAUAACGGUCGGAGAUCGGAUGUUUUCCGACCAAAUUACAGUUUGUCCGAC
Messenger RNA from Paramuricea clavata, 4354 nucleotides. The record is from the annotation of a GenBank genome assembly. Lineage: Eukaryota; Metazoa; Cnidaria; Anthozoa; Malacalcyonacea; Plexauridae.